Molecule: messenger RNA, 1450 nt
Organism: Gadus macrocephalus (Pacific cod)
Lineage: Eukaryota; Metazoa; Chordata; Actinopteri; Gadiformes; Gadidae
Product: deoxycytidine kinase 2-like
Exons: 7
Coding region: 176-1075 (299 amino acids)
Cellular component (GO): cytoplasm; mitochondrion
Molecular function (GO): deoxynucleoside kinase activity
Source: RefSeq, a predicted model, not a curated record
CAUGUUGUGGUUCCGGUUCAUUAGCUUCCUGUCAUAAUCAUGGUCCAAACAUGAGCUUUGGACGCAUGUUAUAAUUAGUAAUACUUGUUGAAAGAUUCUCGUGAUGUUCGUCUUCCUUCCUUAAAAAUAGCUUACAUUGCUAACGGCUAACUGUCAUGUAAACAGUCCUUUUGAAAUGUUUUCCUCAUAUUUAUCAUUUAGCAGAGUUCUGCGCCCGGUGGGCAAAUUAACCCAUUAUCCGUUGGCUUUAAAGAGCAUGAGUGCUGCUCCAGGACCGAGCUCCUCUGGUCCAGCAAGAGGCCUUCAAAGUACCGGACCAGGACCGAGACCAGAUGGGAGAGCUCGGGUCAGGAGAGUGUCUAUCGAGGGCAACAUCGCUGUAGGAAAGUCCACCUUUGCCAAGCUGCUUCAGUCCGCCAGCUCAGACUGGGAGGUCGUUCAAGAACCGGUCAGCAAGUGGCAAAGCAUCGAAAGCAGACCUUCCGAGGGGUCCGGGGCUCCCCAGCAGACCGUAGGUAACCUGCUCCAGAUGAUGUACGAAGACCCCCAGCGCUGGUCCUACACCUUCCAGACCUACUCCUGCAUGAGCCGCAUGAAGACCCAGCUGCAGCCUCCACCGCCCCACCUGCUCAGCUCAAAGGGAACCCCAGUCCAGGUGUUUGAGCGCUCUGUUUACAGUGACCGGUACAUCUUUGCCCUGAACAGUUUUGAACUUGGCUGUAUAAACCCAGCUGAGUGGGCGGUCUACCAGGACUGGCACACCUUCUUAGUGGAGCAGUUUGGCCCCCAGUUGGAGCUCGAGGGCAUCAUCUACCUCAAAGCCUCCCCUCAGAAGUGCAUGGAGCGUCUGGGGCGCCGCGGGCGGCCGGAGGAGGGCGGCGUGGAGCUGGACUACCUGCAGAAGCUCCACAUGCAGCACGAGAGGUGGCUCAGGGAGCGCACCACGCAGUUACAUUUUGAGAAGUUAAAACAUGUACCAGUACUGGAAUUGGAUGCCAGUGUGGAGUUUCUGAGUGAUCAAACUGUGAGAGAUGAAUUCAUAGUAAAGGUGAAGGACUUCUUCAGUGGGUUAUGAAAGAAGAUUUCUGAUCCAGCCACUACACUCUAUACCAAUAAGGACCAGUUGUUACCAUUUAGACCUCAUCAUUAAGGGCAUGGAUCUGAUAGAAAAUGUGUUUUCUUGUUUAGUAUGUGCUGUUUGUAUUAUUUGCUAUAAACCGUUUGGGACCAUACAUACCUCCAAAGUUGCUGUAGAAGCAGCUUUUAACACUGAAUGUAAUAGUUUUUACUUUUGAAAGACAACAGAAAGGAUUUUUCUAAGGUUGUACUAUAUUUGAAUGCAGAAUAUUGUUACGGAAAAUAAGUUACCGUUUUUAAUCUAGUAAACCAUUGGAACCCCAAGGGAGAAAACCAUUAUCCUGUGAAUAACCUUCAAUAAAACAUUUGUAUU